AUGGUGUCUUCCUCAGGUCAAUUCGAUCUCAAGUCCUCCUUUGAUGUUAGCUAUGCCCCCUGCGACGUCAAAAAGUGGGUCUCCUCCAAGACUGGCUUGCAGUUGGUCUUGAUCAACCAGCUGUCCCCCAUCGUUAGUGGCCAGUUUGCUGUCGCCACCGAGAUCAACAACGAUUCUGGUGUUCCUCACACCCUUGAGCAUCUUGUUUUUGGUGGCUCGAAGAACUUCCCCUACAAGGGCUUGUUGGACACCUUGGCCAAAAGAUUGUAUUCCGAUACCAACGCCUGGACUGCUACUGAUCAAACUGUCUAUACCUUGAACACUGCUGGCUGGGAGGGCUUUAACAAAUUGUUGCCAGCCUAUCUAGACCACAUCUUGAACCCAACUUUGACCGACGAGCUUUGCUACACUGAGGUAUACCAUGUCGAUGGCAAUGCAAAGGAUAAAGGUGUCGUUUAUUCUGAAAUGCAAGGCAUCCAAAAUUCUUCUUGGUUCUUGAAUUUUUUACAAGCCUCAAGAGCUUUAUAUGGUGCUGAUUCUCCUUACUCUUCUGAGACUGGCGGUUUGAUGGAAAAUCUCAGAACUUUAACCAAUCAUCAAAUUAAAGAUUUUCACAAAUCCUCUUAUAGACCAAGCAAUUUAUGUGUUAUUGUCUCCGGUUCAGUCAAUGAGUCUGAAUUGCUACAAACAAUGAUUGAUUUUGAUAACAAUUUACCAAGUUUAUCCACAGAUACCAUUUUCCUACAAAGACCCUUUCAUUAUCCGAAUGUUAUCAUUCCUUUAACCAAAAGUAUAGUUCAAACUGUCAAUUUCCCUGAUAAAGAUGAAUCAAUGGGCGAAUUGAGUCUCUCUUGGAUUAUUGAUGAUCUCAGUAACACACUAGCUAGACUAGCCACUGAUUUCUUAUUCUUUUAUUUAUCCGAUUCCUCCGUCUCUUUAUUCUAUAAAAACUUCAUUGAAAUUGAUGAUCCCCUUGCUGCAGAUGUAGAUUAUUCAGAGGACGCUUUUAUACAGUUUGCUUUUCAACUCGUCUUCACCGGUGUUCCAACUAAUAAAAUGCAACAACUUGAAUCUCAAUUUUUUAGUGUUUUAAAGCACCACUUCACUCUCCAAAAUUUUGAUUUAACAAGAAUGAGAGAUUUAAUCGAAGUUAAAAAAUUGAAAUAUCUAUUCAAAUCAGAAAAUUCAACCUCAAUAAUUUGUGAUACUGUAGUUGAGGAUUUUCUUUACGGUAAUCAAGAUUGCUCUGACUUAAAACCUUGGGUUGAUGAUUUAUCUGAAUAUCAAACUUUAUCUAGUUGGUCUUCCACUCAAUGGAUAGAUUUUGCUCAUGAUAAAAUCAUCAACAAUCAUUCUGUCCUAAAUCUAAUUGUCCCCUCAAAGGAUUUAUACCUAAAAAAUAAAAAAGAUAAUAAAAAAUUAAUCCAAGAUAGAAUUGGUAAAUUGGGUCAGUCUGGUUUAGACAAAUUAAAAGAAAAACUAAAAAACGCUGAAGACAAAAACAAUAUUCCCAUUCCUGAUGAACUCAUUCUCAAAUUCGGUGAACCCGACCCUGAAAAGAUCCAAUUUAUUAAAACUGAAACCAUUUCAACUAUAGAUGAUUCCCUAAACGAUAAAGAAUCUCCAACCUAUAAUCAUAUAAUAAAUGAUUUGCCCUCAAAUUUCCCAUUGAAAUUCCAUUUUGAGAAUUUUAAAAGUAAUUUUGUGAAAAUUAGUAUCAUUUUUUCUUCAGUUUUAAUUCCACUGCAUUUAUUACCUUAUUUAUCAAUUUUUGAGUUCAUUUUUGCAUCUCCUGUUAUCUUAGAAGAUGGCACUCAUUUGCCUUAUGAAUUAGUAGUCUCUGAACUUAAUAAAAACUUUAAUAGUUAUGAAUUUAACCACUCUUUUAAUUCAUUUAAUGAAGUAAUUGAAAUAAAAUUCCAAUUUAAAAAGGAAAAUUAUAAUAAGGCAAUCCAGUGGAUAACAAAUAUUCUCUGGUUUACAGUUUUUGAUGAAUCAAGAAUUAAAGUUUUCCUUGAAAAGACACUCAAUAAUUUGCCAGAUUGUAAAAGAGAUGGAGGACUGAUGUUAUCAUUUUUAUAUAAUAAAGUCUCCUUGACAGAUAGAUCAUUAUCAAAAAUGAUCAGCAGUAUAAAUAGUGAACAGAAAUUAAGAGAUGUACUUCAAAAACUUCAAGACGGUGAAAAAAGUUCAGUGUUGAAUGAUUUAGAGACAAUCAGAAAGUCAUUAUUUACUUUAAAUAAUAUGAACAUAUUUAUCUCUGGUAGUAUAUCGACUUUGAAAAAUCCGGUUUCAUCUUGGAAAGCCUUAGUCAAUUCCUCAAAAAGCAUUCAGGGGGAAAUUGGAGCGAAUUAUAAAGUAUCUCGUGGAAUCGAGUUUCUUUCAAAUAUUGGUAAAGAAGGAAAAAGUAAGGCCUUUAUUAUACCUGUUCCAGCAACUGAAUCAUCAUAUCUUCAAGCUCUCUAUUCUGGCGGUCCAAAAGAUUUUAACGAUGAAGAUAUUCCUGCAAUUUAUCUUGCAAGUGAAUAUCUUCAAGCUGUAGAAGGUCCAUUUUGGAAAGGCGUCAGAGGUGCAGGUUUAGCUUAUGGUGCUAAUAUUUACCAUGACUUGGAAAUGGGCCAUAUGGUUUUUUCUGUCUACAGAGCAUCUGAUUCUGAAAAAGCAUUGAAAGUUGCCAAAGAAAUUGUGGAAAAUAUUAUUAGUGGAAAAACCACAUUAGAACCUAUUUUGAUCAAAGCUGCGAUGAGCAGUAUUGUCAACACUAUAGCAACACGUUCACAAAAUAACUAUUCUGCAGCUACACAAAAUUAUUUAAAUCUUUUCUUGAAAAAACGAGGCCAUAACUACGAUCAUAGAUUGAUGAAAGAAUUGAGUAAAGUUACCAUUGAUCAACUAAUAUGUGUUUAUGAAAAAUAUUUCUUACCUAUAUUUGAAUCUAAAGAUGGCUUGGUUUUCUUAAGUUGUCAUCCUAGUCAAUUAGAUAAUCUUGAAAAAUCACUCCAAGAAAAUGGGUAUUACGUUACAAUUGAGAAUUCAGUUGGCGGUGAAGAAAAUGACUUACUGCAAAAGGAAAAUGAUAAUGCUUCAGAUGAUUUUUCAGAAAGUGAAUCAGAUGAGGAUGAGGAUGGGAGUGAUGAUGAAUAA
Ascoidea rubescens DSM 1968 is the source of this 3144-nucleotide messenger RNA. It is a transcript of the gene SDD3, whose product is annotated as Sdd3p. Lineage: Eukaryota; Fungi; Ascomycota; Saccharomycetes; Ascoideales; Ascoideaceae. The record is from RefSeq and is a predicted model, not a curated record. The coding region runs from base 1 to 3144 and encodes 1047 amino acids. Gene Ontology annotation, molecular function: metal ion binding. The transcript has a single exon.